ACAAUUGAGCCAACAUCUUCAACCACAAUUGUGCCAACUACUUCAACUGAGGUAACAACAACCGAGGCAACAACAACCACAAUUGAGACAACAACCACCACAAUUGGGGGAACAACAACCACAUUUGAACAAACAACAACCACAAUUGCACCAACUGAUUCAACCACAAAUGAACCAAUGACUACAACAGAGGCAACAACAACAAAACCAACAACCACAACAGAGGCAACAACAACCACAUUUGAACCAACAACCACAAUUGCACCAACUACUUCAACCACAAAUGAACCAACAACAGCAACCACAAUUCAGACAACAACUUCAACCACAAAAGAACCAACAACAACAACAAUUGAACCAACAUCAACCACAAUUGAGGCAACAACAACUACAACUGAACCAAAAACAAUCACAAUUGGGCCAAUUUCUUUAACCACAAAUGAACCAACAACUACAACUGAGGCAACAACAACCACAAUUGAGACAACAACAACCACAUUUGAACCAACAACAACCACAAUUGAGGCAACAACUUCAACCACAAAUGAUCCAACAACCACAAUUGAGGAAACAACAACCACAUUUGAACCAACAACAACCACAAUUGCGCCAACAACUUCAACCACAAAUGAAAAAACAACUACAACUGAGGCAACAACA
Messenger RNA from Alosa sapidissima (American shad), 660 nucleotides. RefSeq names its product integumentary mucin C.1-like. The record is from RefSeq and is a predicted model, not a curated record. The annotation marks the transcript as partial. The transcript has 3 exons. Lineage: Eukaryota; Metazoa; Chordata; Actinopteri; Clupeiformes; Clupeidae.